Molecule: messenger RNA, 447 nt
Organism: Closterium sp. Naga37s-1
Lineage: Eukaryota; Viridiplantae; Streptophyta; Zygnematophyceae; Desmidiales; Closteriaceae
Source: the annotation of a GenBank genome assembly
AUGAAAUGGUUUCACGUCAUUCGCCCCCUUCCUUGUAACCCAUGGCUCCACUCUCACCUCUCCACUCCUUCAACUUUCCCUCCCGCUCCCCCCUUCUGGGUUCCCCUCCCUUUUGGUUUUCCUUCCCUCUGGAUUCCUCUCUUCUCCCUCUGGGUUCCUCUCCUCUCCCUCUGGGCUCCUCUCCUCUUCCUCUGGUUUUCUUUCCUUUCCAUAUGGGUUCCUCUCCCUCUGGGCUCCUCUCCUCUUCCUCUGGUUUUCUUUCCUUUCCAUAUGGGUUCCUCUCCCUCUGGGUUCCUCUUUUCUUCCUCUGGGCUCCUCUUCUCUUCCUCUGGGUUUCUUUCCUCUCCCUAUGGGUUCCUCUCCCUCUGGGCACCCCGUCCUCUGGGCACACCGUCCUCUUGGUUCCCCUCAUCCUUUCUGUCAGAGUCUCCCCAUUGUCCGCAUUAG